UAACUCUCUGAUGUUCUACACGGUCAACUCCAUCAUAUAUUCACCGAACUCUACAUCAUCAGCCUACCAAGUCGGCCAGCCCUGUUUGAGCUCGUAAUGCCUCGCAUUACGGUACAUGAUGCGGUGCUGAUGCUGCAUCAGCUCUACACUUCCUCGACCAUGGCAGUCAAGCAAUUGUUACCGUUUCUGUCGUACCCGGUCGAACAGCUGUCAGAAGGUCCGAAGAACUUGAAGGAGGCGCAGAUCUUCCUGGACACUCUGGCAGGUGAGAUGGCGAAACUCAGGGACAUGGCAGAUACUGUCGAGACAAGCACGCAGAAGCUGUGGGAGGGAGAUGUGCAACCCCUCAUCUCAACAUCUCCCGCCAAUUUGACAAGUCAUCCUUCAACUGCUUUGGCCUCUGCGGUGUCCAGCGCAGAGGGUCUGACUGGGCAGACGGCUGCUUCGACGCCGCUCAACAGCAUACGACACAGGUAUGCGCGCCUGGUUAGCGACGCUAUUCUCCUCCGUUCCAUCGAAGGAUAUUUACCGGACCUGCGAAAGGAAGCUCUGCUCUCGAAGGCCAGGGGGAAUUCAUCACGAGAAGUUGCACCUCAGAAUGAGCAGCCAUCUGAUCCUGGAAGUGGAGCGGAAGGAGGAAGGUCUUCACGCGUCGGCGAAGAGGACUGCGAAGCAAAUGAAGGAUAGGAGACGGGCCUCGGUCGCUGUUGGUGUGAGAGCAUCGUGGGCGUUUCUUGUCGUGUCA
Molecule: messenger RNA, 745 nt
Organism: Microstroma glucosiphilum
Lineage: Eukaryota; Fungi; Basidiomycota; Exobasidiomycetes; Microstromatales; Microstromataceae
Exons: 3
Coding region: 97-687 (196 amino acids)
Source: RefSeq, a predicted model, not a curated record